AGGAACACGAACGCUACUUUCAGACUCAGUCCACUUGUUUUAUUGCCAUGAAUGCGCAACCACAUAUUGGUCACAUUUCACCCCCUAUCUCCACCGGACUGUUUGAUUUUUGACAUCUAUGGCAAUUAUGUCGUUGAUUUUUCUACUGAUGCUCAUCAACAGUUUGGAGAGUUUGUCUGGAGCGGAAACUGAAACGCGUGCGCUUCUAACACAGUGUUUCACCUUUCACACGGCCGACGUGAGGUUCGAGAAGGCCCGUAGGAGCUGUGAGGAGGAUGGAGGUUAUCUGAUGACACUCAGAGACAGAGGAGAGGAGGAUGCUCUGCGGGCCCUGGUGUCACAGAUCCAAACGGGUCAAGAAGAGCCUCUGAAACUGUGGAUCGGACUGAAACUCCACAGAGGGGAAUGCGUAAUAGCCGACGCGGCGCUCAGGGGUUUUAAGUGGAUAUCUGGUGAGGAGGACUCUUUGUACUCCAACUGGGGGAAAGACCCUGCGGACACAUGCACCGAGCGAUGUGUGAGUGUCACUUACACUUCAACAGGUGAUAAUUUGUUAAAAUGGGUCGAUGGGAGCUGUAAAAGUAACGCGUCUUGCUGUAAGUUUUAUUUCAAAGGGAUGUGCAAAGCGCUGGCGCUGUCUGGACACGGACAAAUCACGUACACUCCACCAUUCUCACGAGAGCCACAAAGAAAUGGGAUGAAAUUAUUUCCACUGGGGACAUAUGCUUUAAUAUCAUGCGGUAAUGAAGAGCCGCAUUACUCUUUGUGCAUGAACAUAGACGGAGCCUAUCGCUGGAAUAAACCUGGUCCAUUUUGCAGCGCAGGAAAACAAAACUGCGCCAUCAGCAACGGAGGAUGUGAACAUGUGUGCCGACAGGACGCGGAUGAGGUCAGCUGUUUGUGCAAAGAUGAUUACGAUCUGGAUGAGGACGGAUUUUCCUGCACCAUAAGGAACGCGUGCAGCCGUGACACCUGUGAGCAUCUGUGCGUAAUAACGGAGUCGGGUUAUUCCUGCAGGUGUCCGCACGGAUUCAAACUGGACACGAACCAACGCACCUGCUCUGACAUCGACGAGUGUCAGUCACAGGUGUGUGGAAAUAGCGCAUGCGUAAAUACAGAGGGCAGUUACAGGUGCGCAUGUGCAGAAGGCUAUGAAAUGACCGCAGGUAAAUGCAGUGAUGUGGAUGAGUGCGCGCGCUCAAGAUGCCAGCACUUUUGCAUGAACAGUAUCGGAUCUUUUUCCUGUUACUGUCACGAGGGUUUCACGUUAUCUGAGAAUGGUCACUCGUGUGUAGAUAUAAACGAAUGCAGUAGUAAUCCCUGUCAAUAUAAAUGCGUCAAUACUGAUGGAAGCUUCCGGUGCAAGUGUCCGCGCGGGUUUUAUCUUAACGGAACGGCUUGCUCUCCGCGCGUGACACCAGCUGUUUCGUCACGUGAUCCAGAGGACAUUCAAGAAAACUUUACCGAGUCUUUAAGCGGAUCCACAGUGGAGCUCCAACACCAGUCUCCUCACACUGACGCACCUCUGUCAGACCUGGUGAACGUGACGCACGGGGACCAUCACAGAAACAUCUCCAUGGCAACAGGCCUCAGCAUCCCAGUCAACUCCAGGGUUAUAAUCUGUGUUCUUGGUUCAGUCAUUCCCCUGCUCAUUUUGUUGGGGGUGACUUUGGCUAUUGCAAUGUUUCGCUGCAGUCAAUCCAAAAAAGAAGCCAAGAAAAACCUGACCACUGACGGCUACUGCUGGGUGUCCUCUGGUCUGGAUCCACGACUGGAAAAACUGUACGACUCCAUCCUAACAGACGACCUUUGACAUGAUAGUCAUAUAUUAGACUUUCUAAAUGACAUAUUCUUUAUUUAUGUAAUUUAUGCUGUAAUUUGACUUUCCCUGAUGAUAAACACAGACUGUAAUAAGUAUUAUCUCCCACUGGUCUCAAAACAUGCUGAUUCCACUGGUCAACAGCAAAUUUAUUGUUUAAGUUUUUUGAGCUGAUUUAGGAUCAUUUGGUGUGCUGAAUCCAAAAUCCCAUUAGUUUUGCUCAAUCAGGUCAACUUUCUGAACUA
Messenger RNA from Sphaeramia orbicularis (orbiculate cardinalfish), 2064 nucleotides. RefSeq names its product complement component C1q receptor-like. NCBI's taxonomy places the organism in Eukaryota, Metazoa, Chordata, Actinopteri, Kurtiformes, Apogonidae. The record is from RefSeq and is a predicted model, not a curated record. Gene Ontology annotation, molecular function: calcium ion binding.